This is a messenger RNA of Lepisosteus oculatus (spotted gar), 2577 nucleotides long. NCBI's taxonomy places the organism in Eukaryota, Metazoa, Chordata, Actinopteri, Semionotiformes, Lepisosteidae. The record is from RefSeq and is a predicted model, not a curated record.
AGAAGUGAGCUACAGGUGUCUCACCGCAGAACAGGACAGGCACAGAGAGCGGCGGACCCAGGCCGCCGGAGGCUCACCGAGAGACGAAGGAACACCGAGAGCCAUCGCCGCAGUGACAGAGAGGGGGGGCCGACCUCUUCUGCGCCCCUGCUGACCCCGCUUGCCGGUCACUCCGCGCGGUCAGCGCCAUGAAGGGGCAGGCCCUCUCGCUGGGGCUCGCCACGGUCAUGCUGGUCGUGCUGCUGUACAAGCAGUUCGAGCAGGAGAUGGACCUGCGGGCGGUGCAGGGCCUGGUGCUGACGCUGGAGGAGAAGAUGCAGAGCAAGCAGGACGAGAUCGAGCGGACCAGAGCCAGCAUCCGGAACGUCCAGGUCGAGGAGGAGGCCAUGAAGAAGACCUCGGUGGAGCUGGACGCCAAGAAGGACGACCGGACUGCCAAGCUGGGGAAGGAGAAGGCCAGCUUCGACGCCUGCCAGGCCCAGAAGAAAGAGGCGCAGGAUAAGAAGAAAGCAGCGCAGGAUCAGCUGCAGGAGUUCAAGGCCCAGCGGGCCGUGACGCCCGGCAGGAGACCCGGGACCGAGGAAGGAGAAAAAGACAUGGAAGAUGACGCCCACAAGUCCCCGCGGAGUCCGCAGAGCCCAGCCCCGGCGAAGACAGGAGGCGCGUGUGUCCUGGCGGAGCCGCGGUCCGAUCUCGACCCGCUUGUUGCCAGAAGGCGUCUGCGCUGGGGUCGCCCGCUCUGGCCGAUCCGGGGCUGGGAGGAACGGGAACGGGGAGGGAGAGACAGGACAGAGCUGGUGCUCCCCUGGGAUCCUUCCCCGGGGGUCCUGGCGGAUCGGCUGACGGCGGGGGCAGGCUCGGGCGGCGGAGGCCCGCGGGGCCGGCCGUUCUGGAGCGCCUCCGCGCGUCCUGGACAGCCGGUGGCGGCGUGGGAGCGCGGUACGGAGGCGUCCCGGGGGACCAACACCAGUGAGAGCGCCGGCUCCGGUCCCGCCGGGGUCGGGUUCUCCAGGGAAUGCGGUCGGAACCCACGCCUUGGAAAGUCCUGCGUGGAGCUGCCGUGUGGCCAGUGGAGUGUGUGUCUAGGGGGCUCGUGGGCCGCACAGGCUGCCCCAACGUCGCGUUGCUACGACCUGGUGAACCGUCGCAAAUAUCCUUCACGGAUCCUCUCCUGGCUCCGGGAAGCCAUCCCGUUUCGGAACCUGACGGCUCACCUUGACGGACCCGGUCGGAGGGCCCGAGGGCCAGCCGGCGGCGUGUCGGUCGUCCUGGAUCUGUGUGUCCUAGUGUGCUGUUGUGCGCUCGCACAGGGAAACCUGCGACUGGGACUGACAUCUCUAUGCUUGUUGUUGUUGUGUGUCAUUGCAUCAUUGCGUGUCAUUGUGUGCUGUUGUGCAGAUGAGCUGUGCGCCAGCAUUGUGCGUUCGCACAGGGAGACCUGCCAGUACCGUGUGGAGGAUCUGCAGGCCCUGCGCUACAAGGUCUUCAGCGGGGAGGAGGUGCUGGCCUACCAGAGGAAGUCGGUGGAGGAGAUGUGGGAGCGCUGUGCUUGCCGGCUGACUGAUGCCAUUCAGUACGUGGUGGAGUUCGCCAAGCGGGUGGAUGGCUUCCUGGACCUCUGCCAGAACGACCAGAUCGUGCUGCUGAAAGCAGGCUCCAUGGAGGUGGUUCUGAUCCGGAUGAGCCGGGUGUUUAAUCCAGAGAACAGCACCGUGUUCUUCGAAGGGAAGUACGCUGGGAGUGAAGUCUUCAAGUCGCUGGAGAGGUGUAAGGCAGGAAGAGGGAAAUGUGCUGACCACGUCCCUGGGUGUCAUUCCCAGCUCUACCAGAAGAUGGCGGUGCUGAAGUCCCUGUGCUCUCUCCACAUGGAGAAGCUGCGCUCCUUCCGCCAGUUGUACCCCCUCAUCGUCCACUCCCUGUUCCCCCCUCUUUACAAAGAGCUCUUCACCUCUGACAGUGAGCCCCCGCUGGCCAGGGAGUGAACUGCGCCCUCCGCUGCAUACACUGAUACCUGUCUGUCUGUCCUGUAAAUUCUUUUAUUCUUGACAUUAAGAUGAAAGCAUUUAAAAUAUAUAUAUAUAUUCUUUUAUGAGUCUGGGGAAUAGCUAUUGUAUAUUUUAGAUAAAUAUCUGAGUAAUUAUUGUUUUUUUUAAUACUUUUUGUAGGGGAAACAGUGCUGAUUAUAAUUUAAACAAUACAAUGUGUUUGAAUGGUGAUUUGUAUCUGUCACAGGGCUCUGCUGCAAACCAGCUGUAACAGGAAAAUGUAUGAAUUUGGGAAUCUGGUGAAAUAAGGAGUAUGUGUGUGCUGGAGGGUAUCUGUGUGUGUCAAUUGUGUGACUGUGAGUGUGUCUGCAUUCAGUUGUGUGAGUGUGAGAAUGUAUACAUGUGUCUAAUUGUGUGGUCGAAAGAGAGUGUGUGUAUGUGUUCACAGUUGUGAGUGUGUGUAUGUGUGUACAGCUGUGAGUGCGAGUGUGUGUCUAAUUGUCUCAGUUUGAGAGUGUGUCCAAUUGUGUGAGUACGUGUGUGUGUCCAAUUGUGUGAGUGUGUGUCUGUGUGUCCAAUUGUGUGAGUGUGU